Messenger RNA from Tachyglossus aculeatus (Australian echidna), 2483 nucleotides. It is a transcript of the gene AK6, whose product is annotated as adenylate kinase 6. Gene Ontology annotation, cellular component: nucleus; cytoplasm. NCBI's taxonomy places the organism in Eukaryota, Metazoa, Chordata, Mammalia, Monotremata, Tachyglossidae. The coding region runs from base 17 to 532 and encodes 171 amino acids. The record is from RefSeq and is a predicted model, not a curated record. The transcript is spliced from 5 exons. Gene Ontology annotation, molecular function: ATP binding; ATP hydrolysis activity; AMP kinase activity.
CGCCGCCGGCGGGAGGAUGAAGCGGCCCAACAUCCUGCUGACCGGCACCCCAGGAGUAGGAAAGACCACACUGGGCAAAGAACUCGCUACAAGAGCGGAACUGAACUACGUCAAUGUCGGUGAUCUGGCAAGAGAAAAGCAGUUAUAUGAUGGAUUUGAUGAAGAAUAUCAGUGUCCCAUUUUGGAUGAAGACAGAGUAGUUGAUGAACUAGAAGAUCAAAUGAGAAAUGGUGGGGUUAUUGUGGAUUAUCACGGUUGCGACUUCUUUCCCGAACGAUGGUUUCACAUAGUGUUUGUGCUCCGGACAGAAAACUCCCAUCUGUAUAAGAGACUGGAAAGCAGGGGAUAUAGCGAGAAGAAACUACAAGACAACAUUCAGUGUGAAAUUUUCCAAAUACUUUAUGAAGAAGCCAUGGCAUCGUACAAGAAAGAAAUAGUGCAUCAGCUGCCUAGCAAUACUCCAGAAGAACUAGAAAAUAAUUUAGAUCAGAUUAUAAAGUGGGUUCAGCAGUGGAUAAAAGACAACAACUGAACCUCGUUUAGCUGAAUUUCUUCUAGGUUUUUCCACACGGACACGGAUAUCUUGCCCUCGCCUCCCUCCAUAUUCCAGAGAAAUGAUCUUGUUGCUGAUAGACCAUUACCAUUUGAAAUGUUGGUUCAGAAAUAAGAGGAUGAUAAACGAGAUUCGCGGUUCUCUUUUUUCUCCAUGAGAAAUCAAGAAAAUUCCCAUUAUGAGUAAUGAGAUGUUGGAAGUUUGAGUAAAGAGUCAUCAUUCUCAUCAUCCAGCACUGCCAACUACUAAAAAGUGAAUUAAAAUGACUCAGUGGUUAAGAUAAUUCAGAAGAAAAUGAAGCCUAUUAAAAUGAAAGACUUUUGAGGCGAAUAUUAAAGGAUAAUGCUAUUGGUGGCCAAAACUUCCAUACCUUAGAACUUUGCUUGCAAAUUCAUUUGAACAAAACUUGAGAUUACAACAGAGUAUAAUCUUAAUGUUAUGAAAGGACAACAUUAUUUGUUUUCAAGACUGGUAUUGGGGGAAGCCAUUUGUGUAAGAAAUGAUUGCUAAACCCAGCUCUGAUGUUGACAUCUUUUAUAAUCGUAGGCACCGGGUUUCCCAUAACGGUAUCCAAGGUGGCCUCCUGCACCCGGAGCUCAAUGAAUGUUACGUGACUAAAACUUUCAGUCCUAUCUAGUUCACGAUAAAUCCCUGGUGAUCAUGUUUAUGGUAGUGGCUGCAUUAGAGUAAGCCAUAUGGCACUCCCUAGAAGAGGCCUACGGCGGCCAGAGAGGAUGGUUAGGUUUGGUGGUUGUCUCGAGUGCAAUUAUAGUUUCUUUUUUAAGGUACAUCUUUAAAUGUGUAUCUCCUGCUAUGAAUUACGGAUCCCCUGUCCAUUGUAUGUUGUCAGUUCCCUUGGAAAAAAGGGCUUUUAAAACCACUGUUCACCUUGCGGUCUUUUCCCCCUCAGCCAACUUAGUAAUUACACUCAGUUUUUCCAUAAUCCAUUUUUGCGUAUUUGGUAGAAUUAUGUUGGGUUUUCCAGGGACGUUCUUCUGACAAGGCACGUCUGCCUGGAUAGAAUGCAAUUAUAAUAUAGGAAGAAGCGGUUGUACAGAUGUGAGUGGUGCCUGUCAAGGCGCGGGUAGACAAAUUUUAAGUUUUUCUUUAAGCAGGGUCAGUCAAGACCCUGACCCCUGUGUUAAUGGAGAGCUGAGUGUCAUUUCGGAUCAAACAGGCUGAUUUCAGUUAAAAGGAGUUUCAAAAUGAAAUGGGUUCCUAUAUGUCCGGUGCAUAGUACGUAUUUCCUUUAUAGUGGAUUCUUAAAAUUUCAUAUGGAGUUUGUUAUAGUCACCCAGAAGAUGGGCUGUUGAAACAAUGAAUGAACAAAAUUCUUGGCCCUACCUCUUCAAAGGUACACAGCUGAUUAAUCAGAAGGCAAUUGAUUGAGGAAGAAAGUUCUGUCUUAAGAAGGUGUUCUGGGCUCAUUUUCUACCUGAAGUAUAGCAGUGAGAAGAGUGACAAUUGUACAUGUUCUUAUACUGGGGUGAGGCUUUUUCCUUCCCUUUGCCUUAAUUUUCAGAACUGGAUGGGGGGAUUCCAAGUGUAUCCGUAAUUUGCUCUACCAUCUACCUUACUCUAUAGAUGUGGCCUUAAGAAGUUAUUAUCCUUAUCAAAUGUGUAAUAAUCAUACUGUGGUUGAGCAUAGCUUUCCAGAUGGAAGAUGAGGGUUAAAAAUGGGAAAAUGUACAUGGGAAUAAACACUCUACAGAAAUUUUGUAGCAAAUAUUUUGUUGAUGUUUUGCCGAACAGAGUUAUGAAACAGGGUUUGUUUCAAACACGGUCCAUUGACAUGUCAUUGUACCUGUGAAAGCUGCCUAAGAAUCACUCGCUUUCAAGACAAGAUGUCACAGUCCCAGUUGGUUUUUUUUGUAGAGCUGCAGGGCUAGCAGGGUGCUCUGUAUUCCAAAUAAAGAAUGAGCGAAAUCUG